Molecule: messenger RNA, 1926 nt
Organism: Prorocentrum cordatum
Lineage: Eukaryota; Dinophyceae; Prorocentrales; Prorocentraceae
Source: the annotation of a GenBank genome assembly
CCCCAGUGGAGCCAGGGACUCUCCUUGUGUCUGCUGGCGAGGGCUCCUUAGCCCGUCGUCUCGAAACCUGCUGUCUCUGCGCACUGCAGGGGCAAGGCCUGUCGAGCACAGAACAGAGGACGCCUCGGCCACCGCGAGGGUCCAAAACGAGCCGCGAGGGUCCAAAACGAAGCGCGUGGCGAGGGCGCCGUCUUUCUGGCUGGGGAUGAGGCUGGGGACGCUGACUCUGUUGAGACAAUUCGGGGCGGCGCCACGCCCACCCCGCUCCGCGGGCGUGAACACAGGCGCGCGGCCAGCGCCUCAUUCCACUCCGGCGAGGACCACGACUGUCCCAACGCAUGCGAAAAAGACACCAGUGACACCGAUCGCCACGGCCGCAGCGCUAGAUCUGCGCAGCCGCGCCUCGCCCUGCGGCUCGCUGCUCCGAAGCCGCCCCCGGACGGCCGUGCGGUAGAUGAUGGCAGGGCAGAUGUAGGCGACGAGGCAGCCCGUCACGGCCCCUGUCAGCGCAUUGACCACCCCGAGGUCGUCCACCCGUCCACCCACGAGGGCCGACAGCGGGACGAACGCGAGGGCCACCAGGACCUGCUGGGAGCGGACCUCCGCUGGCGGAGCCUUCUCGACGGCACUGCCCCUCCAGCGGCAGAGGAGCCCCACGCACGAGUCCCGGAACGGGUGGAAGACCAGCGGGUACGACAUGGCGGUGGACACGGAGAUGGACAGCCACGCGAGCAUCGUCGCGGUCGUCGCCGGAUACAUGCGCAGCACGUUGCCCUCCACGCGCGACCCAAAGCGCCGCGCGCCCGCGAGGGCGAACGACAGGUAGGCAGCGAAUGCCAGCGCGUACGCGGUGGCCACGACGCGGGUCCAGCUCGAUGGCCUCUUGUCCCUGAGCUCCGAGUAGAUGGUGGGCGCGUUGUAGUGCGCCACGAACGACUGGCUGAAGAUGGCGAUCGCCGAGAAGAGGCCUGGCGUGAGCCGCGCAAUUGGCACCGCCAGCUCGGGAUCCUGCUCGCGAGCCGCCGGCUGAGGGCGGCGUCGAGCAGCACCAGCAGGAUGGUGUAGCACAUGGCGCACAUGCCCAGCACCGAGGCAUCCUCAGCGCGGUCAGGGUCGGCGCCAGGCACAGGGGCAGCAGCACCCCCAGGGCCACCACGAGCACCGCCGCCUCGCGGCCGAGCGCAAGCGGGUGGCCCUCGCCGAGGAGGCCCACGAGCGCGCUGGAGGUGUUGUCCGCGACCAUGACCGCGUACGAUACGAGCGUCAGGCAGCCGUUGACGACGAUGAUCCAGUCCAUGGCGAGGCUGGAGCCAACGGACCGCUGCCAGAGGCCCCGGAAGCUGCUCAGGCCCCACUGCCGGCUCGCGCCGCCCAGCAUGUGGAAGGAGGCAGCGGCCACUAUGCCUGUGAAUCCGAGGGACAGCAUGCCUGGCAGUAGCGUCCCCUGCCGCAAGCGCAUAGGACAGGCUGAAGAUGGCGCCGCCCAGCAGGCUCUUGCAAAUCGUGACCACAGCCAUGGGCCCAGUGAUUCCGUCGUCCUCCCUCAACGCCAUGGCCGCGCUGGAUCGCCCGUGAGGGGUAAUAUAAGAGCAGGGCGAGGAGGAAAUGGAGGAAGAAGCGAAGAGGAGAGGCAGCGAGGAGGAGGGAAGAGGGAAGAGGGGGACGCGGGGGGAGGAAGAAAGAGAGAUGAAGGGGAAAGCAGAAACGAGGAGAAAGAGGAACGGCGUAGGCCGCACAAGGCUCCAAAGGGCAACCGUCUUGGGAGCGCGCCGCGGGCGGCCUUGCAACGUGAUCCCUGUGGAAAGCAGUCCAAGGACGACGCGGCGACUACGACAGAUGACGACGAGGAGUACGACGGAUGACGACGACGACGACGACGACGACGACGACGACGACGACCACGACAACAACGACGACAACGACGAC